AUGACCGCGAUCACAACGCCCGGUGAUGCCUCGGGCGGCGCCACGGAAAAGGGACUCGGGAGCGAUUUUGACCGCGCCGAGUCCAACAACGGGACGCUGGCGAUAGAAUCGCUAGACGCCGCAGCAGAGCAAAAGCUCCUCCUCAAGCUCGACGCGUACUUUGUCCCGAUCAUCAUGGUUGUCUACCUCACCUGCUUCCUCGACCGCACCAACAUCGGCAACGUCCGGGUCGCCGGCAUGCCCGAGGACAUCGGUGCCUCGACGCAGGAGUUCUCGACGGCCAUCUCCAUUUUCUACGCGACCUACGUCGCCUUCGAGCCGCCUUGGACUAUCAUGAUGAAGCGCAUCACCCCGCGCGUCCUCCUGACAGGCCUGUGUAUCGUCUGGUCGCUCUCGACAGUCUUCUCAGGCUUCAUCCACAACAUCGAGGGCCUCUACGCCGUGCGCCUCGUCCUCGGUGCCUGCGAGGCCGGCCUGUUCCCGGCCCUGAACCUGUACCUGACCAUGGUGUACAAGCGUGAGGAGCAGGCCAAGAGGGUGUCGUACCUGUUCGUGUGCUCGGCCAUCGCGGGCGCCUUUGGGGGCUUGCUCGCGUACGCGCUCCUGAAGAUGGACGGCAUCGCUGGCUACGCCGGAUGGAGAUGGGUUUUCAUCAUCGAAGGAGUUGUCAGCAUCCUCAUCGCCCCGAUUCUCUGGUUCGGGUUGCCCAACGACCCGUCCGAGGCGUACUUCCUGACCGACGAGGAGAAGAGGAUGAUGAAGGUUAGGGCUGCGCAGCGGGCCCAGUACAUGGGCAGCGACGAGUUCAGCUGGGAGGAGAUCAAGAUCGAGCUCCGCGACCCGAAGCUCUACCUGAGCGGUGCCAUCCAGUUCUGCCAGGACAUCCUGCUCUACGGCUUCAGCACCUUCCUGCCCUCCAUUAUCGUCAGCAUGGGCCGGACGAGCAUGGAGGCGCAGUACCUCAGCAUCCCCGUCUUCCUCUUCGGCGCCGUCGCCUUCCUGUCCGCGGCCUAUGUGUCGGACCGCAUGCUCGUUCGCGGGCCGCUCGUCUUCCUGGCCAACAUCCCCGGCAUCGUUGGCUACAUCCUCAUCAUCUGUCCGACGAGCGGCGGUGUCAAGUUCUUCGGCACCUUCCUGUGCGCUGUCGCCGUCUACAACGGGCCGGGGCUCAACCUGACGUGGCUCAACGUCAACGUCGCGCCGCAAUACCGCCGCGCCACGGCCAUAGGAAUGCAGCAGGCCAUCGGCAACUGCGCGGGCAUCGUCGCGGGCCAGAUCUACCGCGAGGCGCCGUACCUGCUGGGGAAUGCCAUCUCCGUCGGGGCGCUGGGCGUCGCGCAGCUGCUGGUGGUGGGCAAGUGGCUCUACAUCCGCCACUGCAACGAGAUGAAGAGGAAAAUUGCGAGCGGCGAGAUGGAGGAUAAGAGGAAGGUCAAGACCGGCGACUGGGAGUUGGACUUCCACUACCACCUGUAG
Colletotrichum higginsianum IMI 349063 is the source of this 1476-nucleotide messenger RNA. RefSeq names its product Major facilitator superfamily transporter. Gene Ontology annotation, biological process: transmembrane transport. Gene Ontology annotation, cellular component: membrane. Lineage: Eukaryota; Fungi; Ascomycota; Sordariomycetes; Glomerellales; Glomerellaceae. The coding region runs from base 1 to 1476 and encodes 491 amino acids. The record is from RefSeq and is a predicted model, not a curated record. The transcript has 3 exons. Gene Ontology annotation, molecular function: transmembrane transporter activity.